UGCGCAGGCGCUGCUGGGAACGGCGAUGUGUCGAUGGGGUUUGGGAAAGACACCAAACACACACGAACCCCGUUGCGAACAUUGAAAAGGGCGUAUUUCCAUGACCGAGUACUGUUGUGAAUUCUAAAAGAUUAUGUGGUUAGUGCCAGUUAAAAUUAUACGCAAAAUCGAGUUAAGGGAGAUGGAUAAGAUGGCUAGAAGCAACGUUAACUUACAACUGUGGUUACAUCAGUUUUUGUACUAGCUACAAUUUGUGAACCCUACAGCCAGAUAAGGGUGAACAGCCUAACUUAUUUUAUGGACAUAGUCUAGUUAUCAGGUUUCCACUUAGACUAGUAUUGUUAGUCUUAAUUUGGCUGUAGAUAUACAGAACGGCCAGAUAGGCUGUUUUUCCUCGUACCUGAUUGUAAUUUUAAAAUGAUUAUAAUGGAUGACUAAUAAAGUUAGCUAACGAAGUCAGCCUAUUGGUUAUCGAUAGGCUACCACCUGUUCCAGUUGAGACUAGUGUGCUAAUGUAGCAUUAACUGUCUGCUGUAAAAUAUCAGGUUGUAAGGUGGUUUAUGCAUUUUAUUUGCAACCGGACGGAACUGGGGAUCAUAUCGGGUUCCCUCAUGAUUACUGGGCUUUAUGUUAUUUAUGCUGUCAUGUCACGCUAGUCCGUGUCCUUUUACAGUAGGUAGCUAGCUAUAAUAGUUACUAAGCUAACUAGCUAACAUUGGCUAACUGGUUAGCCGAGCCGUGGCACUGUAACGUUACAAGCAUAAGCUUGAUUUAGCAUGGCAUCAGGUUCCGUUUUUCUAAGUAUGUGAGAUGACCUGGCAAAGCUGCUUAAUUUAUUUCAUUAGCCCUGUGUUAUGGUGUGUUGGGAUCUGUACAUGUGCUUCGUAGAUGUGGGAGUAACGGUGAAGUCGGAUAGAUUUCGCCCGGAGGUUCAGAAAGCACCGCCUCACAGGAAAGACAGCUUUUGACAGCUGAGCGACUGUAACUUUAAACGGCAACGUUCACUCGCCGGUUCUUCAGAUGUUAACGGAAAGCAGGAAACGCCGGCUGAGCUGUGGCAGUGAAGAUGGACAGGUCUCGCCCUCAGCCAAGAGGUCAGGUGGAGGCCAGGCCCAAGAUCCUGAGCUAGGCAGGGAUGUCUGGGACUCUGAGUCCUCCAGCAGUGACAGCAGUGGAGUCAGUAGCCCCGAGCGGCCACCAGGGGGCAGCGGUGUUCAGGGUGCAGAGGGUGGAGGGUGGAGCCCCACUAACCCUGCCCCUUUCCCAGAGGAGUCGGGCGUUCCCAUUGGCCAGGCCAGCCUGGGCCCCUCCUACCACCAGAUCAACCGCAUGCUGCGGGAGGCGCACUUCAGCAGCCUGCAGACGCGUGGCCCUGCCCCUGUCACAUGACCCUGCCCCCUCGGCCUCUCCACAGCUUCCUGUGCCCGUCACGGGGACUUCCUGUGCAGCCAUCUUCACUUUCAGCGUUCUGGGUUCAUCUGUC
Molecule: messenger RNA, 1483 nt
Organism: Conger conger (European conger)
Lineage: Eukaryota; Metazoa; Chordata; Actinopteri; Anguilliformes; Congridae
Exons: 3
Coding region: 1021-1389 (122 amino acids)
Source: RefSeq, a predicted model, not a curated record